AACAAACUCACUUUAGUAUCUUAGUAUUACUGCGACCGCUAUCAUGUCGCUUCCAGUAUUAUAUCUUUUAGUUACGUGUUUGUUAAUAAGUUCGAACGAAGCGGCCAAGAUACUAGCUGUGUUCCCAGUGCCAUCUAUCAGUCAUCAAGUAGUGUUCCGACCUUUGACUCAAGAACUAGCUAAGAGAGGUCAUGAGGUCACUGUCAUCACACCAGAUCCUGUCUUCAAGAAAGGAGAAGUUCCUUCCAAUCUAACAGAAUUAGACGUCCAUGAUAUUUCUUAUAACAUUUGGAAUGAGAAUUUUAUUAAAGCUGCAUCUAAAGGGAAUAAGGAAGAUAUGUAUACACAAUUGGAAAUUAUUCUAGACACUCUCGUUGAAGUAUUUGAGGCACAACUAAAAACUGAUGAAGUGAAAACACUGAUUGAUGAUAAGAGUAAAAAGUUUGAUCUUUUGUUGGUAGAAGCUUGUGUCAGACCAGCGUUGGCAUUUUCUUAUAUCUACAAGAAUGUACCAGUGAUUCUUGUCAGUUCGUUAGGAGCCGCUCCGUUAAACUAUGAAUUGAUAGGAGCGGCUGACCAUCCAAUUCUGUACCCCUCAGUUUUAAGACAGAGACUACACAACUUAACUACUUGGGAGAAAUUUACAGAAUUAUACAGUCAUUAUCGAAUAAUGAAAAUCUAUCAAAAUAAUGCUGUAUUGAUUAACAAAGUCUUUAGAAACAGGUUUGGUCCUGAUAUACCAACUGUUGAUGAAUUAGGCAAUAAUGUUGAUCUGCUACUUCUGAAUGUGCAUCAAAUAUUUGAAGGAAUUAGACCCGUUCCUCCAUCAGUGGUUUAUAUGGGUGGCUUGCAUCAGAAACCUAUAAAGGAAUUGCCAAAAGAUCUGAAGACCUACUUAGACUCUUCAAAGAACGGCGUCAUUUACAUCAGCUUUGGUACAAACGUGGCUCCCUCAAUGCUGCCUCCAGAGAGAAUCCAAAUUCUUGUCAAAGUCUUCUCACAGUUACCCUACGAUGUUCUUUGGAAAUGGGACAAAGAUGAGCUUCCUGGGCGCAGUAAGAACAUCAGGAUCUCCAAGUGGUUACCACAGUCUGAUCUACUCAGACACCCAAAAGUAAAACUUUUCAUAACCCAAGGAGGUCUACAAUCAACAGAUGAAGCUAUAACAGCAGGAGUGCCUCUGAUUGGUGUUCCAAUGUUGGCAGACCAGUGGUUCAACGUGGAGAAAUAUGUGUACCUAAAGAUUGGACUGCAAUUAGAUCUGGAAACACUUACUGAAGAACAGUUUAGGAAUGCUAUUAAUACUAUUGUUGGGGAUGACAGUUACAAACGCAAUAUCGAAAAACUUCGAAGCGUGAUGGAAGAUCAGCCUAUGAAACCAUUGGAACGCGCGGUGUGGUGGACGGAGCACGUGCUGCGUCACGGCGGCGCGCGACAUCUGCGCUCUCCCGCCGCCAACAUGUCGUGGGCAGAAUAUUUAGAACUAGAAUUAGUGCUAAUCGUAUUAGCAGGUUUACUUGCUAUCCUUACAGCCAUUUUUGGUGCUAUUUACGCUUUAUGCAGAUGUUUUACCAAAGAAGUCAGUGUUAAACAUAAGAGCAAUUAAAAAUCAUUAUAUCAGCGUU
This is a messenger RNA of Helicoverpa zea (corn earworm), 1625 nucleotides long. RefSeq names its product UDP-glucosyltransferase 2-like. NCBI's taxonomy places the organism in Eukaryota, Metazoa, Arthropoda, Insecta, Lepidoptera, Noctuidae. Bases 44 to 1606 code for a protein of 520 amino acids. Gene Ontology annotation, molecular function: UDP-glycosyltransferase activity. The transcript is spliced from 4 exons. The record is from RefSeq and is a predicted model, not a curated record.